This is a messenger RNA of Clarias gariepinus (North African catfish), 995 nucleotides long. Its product is annotated as C-type lectin domain family 6 member A-like. NCBI's taxonomy places the organism in Eukaryota, Metazoa, Chordata, Actinopteri, Siluriformes, Clariidae. Bases 1 to 879 code for a protein of 292 amino acids. The record is from RefSeq and is a predicted model, not a curated record. The transcript is spliced from 5 exons.
AUGGAGCUGUGGAGCCGGGGACCUCACAGAGCGACUCAACCUGGAUACAGCAGCAGCAACAUGGGGACAGCCAGUGGAAAAAACACCAGUGGUGAUGGGGAGCCCGAGUCUGGAGUGGGCCUCACAAAACCCUACAGCAGUGAUACACCACAGUCAGAGCAUAAAAACAUCAGUCAUGAACACACCGGUAACACCGAGAGAAACUCCGCACACAGAGCAGAUAAACACAACUCAGACAAAGAAAACAUCGCGAGAGACAGAUGUUACAGACUGACUACAGUGUGUGCGGUGCUGCUGUCUGUUCUCCUGCUGACUGCCUCCACAGUGAUGUGGAUCAAAUGCAUCAACCUGACUAUAGAAAAAGACCAGGUACGGACCAGUUACAACAACCUGACUAUAGAGAGAGACCACUUACUUACUAGUUACAACAACCUGCCUAUAGAGAGAGACCAGUUACAGAUCAGUAACAAGAACCCGACUAUGGAGAGAGCCCAGUUUUUUACUAAACAAGGAUGGAGAUUCUUCAACUCCAGCCUUUACUACAUCUUUACUGAACAGAAGAGCUGGACUGAGAGCAGACAGAACUGCAGAGAGAGAGGAACAGACCUGGUAAUCAUAAAUAGCAAAGAAGAACAGGAAUUCAUCAAUAAACUGCUGAGCAGCAGUGAAGCUUGGAUUGGUCUGAGUGACAGAGUCAGAGAGGGCGAGUGGAAGUGGGUGGAUGAUACACCACUGAGCACUAGGUUUUGGGGACGUGAAGAACCGAACAGUUAUGCAGAAGAUGAGGAUUGUGCUGCACACGUUUCUUCCUUUAACUGGGCUGAUUUGUCAUGUAAUAAAAAGUUAAUGUGGAUCUGUGAAAAGACAAUCUCUUACUGAAUUGCUGCAUUUGAAUAAAACACAGUAAAUUGAAUGUUGUGUGUAUCCGUGUACAGUAGGUCAAUGUGUUGUGUUUGAAAUGUCCUCAUUACUGUAAAUACAGAAACUCUGUAACA